This is a messenger RNA of Acyrthosiphon pisum (pea aphid), 2662 nucleotides long. RefSeq names its product E3 SUMO-protein ligase PIAS2. Bases 413 to 2296 code for a protein of 627 amino acids. Lineage: Eukaryota; Metazoa; Arthropoda; Insecta; Hemiptera; Aphididae. Gene Ontology annotation, molecular function: SUMO ligase activity; transcription coregulator activity; zinc ion binding. Gene Ontology annotation, cellular component: chromatin. The record is from RefSeq and is a predicted model, not a curated record. The transcript has 6 exons. Gene Ontology annotation, biological process: protein sumoylation; regulation of transcription by RNA polymerase II.
AAUGGCAAAAAAAAAAUCAAAUAUUGGUAGAUAUACUAUUACUAAUAAAGCUCGGAGGAAACGAUUAGCCAGAAAAGCUGCUACCCAAAUGUCACCGGGAUGUGAUCGUAAAAAAAAAAUCGAAUUGAAACUGAUUUGCACAAAAAGUGUUAUUACACUUAAACCGAAGUAUACACCAAACGCAGGUUGGAUUUGUUCUCAAAGCUAGGUACGUAUUUCAAGUAGUUAAGAAUGAUGGUGCAAAAAACAAUUGGGGACAUCAUUAUUUUGGAAGUUAUUCAAAAUUUGCAAUUUUACGUUUACACGCACAACACUUAAAAACGAUGGUGAAGUCAGAAUUUGGUGAUCGAUCUUAGUUCUGAAGUUUUAGCUAUUUGAAGACUAAUGAGACCCAUCACCCAUCCAAGUGACUAUGAUGAACAACCAUGAUGAAGGUUAUAAAAAUAUGCUGGCUAGUUUCCGGACUAACGACUUGCAAACAUUAUUGGGAGCUUUUGGUCGAAAUAAAGCAGGACGAAAAUCUGAAUUAAAAGAUCGGGCACUUGAAUUAUUAAGAACUAGACCAACUGGCUUUAACCAUGCGGCAUAUGUAGCAAAAAUAUAUGAAAUAUAUCGUUCCAUGCAAACAGAUAUGCCUAAUAAUAAUGAUAUUAUGAUGCGCAGCUUAUUACAAACCCAACAGAGACAAAUGAUGACCAUGGGGCAGAUACAGGCUCCACAACAAAGAAUGUACCAACAACCACCACAAUAUCCUCAACAGCCAAUGCAUAUGACCCGAGCUGGAUUACCACAGGUUAUGCCCCAAAUUCAAAGAGGGAUUUAUAGUAAUUCAAUUGGAGCAAAUACUAUGGCUAACAAUAACAUUCAAUAUAUAUCAGGCAGUUAUCAGCCUUCUGGACCUCGUUCUAUUACGUCAUCUCAUUUGUCCUCAAGUCAACAAAUGACUGUGUCAGAUCCAUUGGGAUAUGAUAUGAAAGGAUUGCCAGUUGGAAAUAAUUCUUAUACUCCAUCUCCUGAAGCUGUAGCCCUAAUCAAGUUCAAAAAGUUACCAUUUUACGAGGUAAUUGACGAAGUUCAUAAGCCGAUUUUUCUAGCUGGCACAGACAGAUGUACAUUACAAAACUUUCCUAGAGGUAUGAAAGAAUCGCAAUUCAAACUUUUUUUGUCAGCCGAGAACAUCAAUAUGGUUGCCAUGAAUCGUGAUGUUUCCCCAGGAAAAAAUGAGUAUAUUUAUCAGUUCCAGAUUCGGAUUAGUCAGUUAGUGGAACCUAUGAGUAAUGAGGUAACAGAUUUUAUGCCUCUUGGACUACACAUUCGGCUUGGUGUGAAAGCGUGUCCAUUACCACCUACUGCUCCUAAUACUCGGCCAGGAGCUGAAUCUCGACGAUCUCCAAGACCUAUAAAUUGCACUCAACUUGUCAAACUUUCUCCAAUCACUCCCAACAUGAUCUAUGUAAAUUGGACUCCUGAUGGAAAAAAUUAUGUUAUGGCUAUGUAUCUUGUAAAAAGAUUAACUUCAGAAACGUUGAUACAAAGACUUCAGGAUAAAGGAGGUAGGAGCUCAGAAGAGACCAAAAACUAUAUAAUUAAAAAGUUAGCAGAUGUGGAUCCAGAUUUGGCCACUACAUCUUAUCGAUUUUCCUUGGUGUGUCCAUUGGGUAAAAUGAGAAUGAAGAUACCUGCAAAAUCUAUCCAUUGUGAUCAUUUACAAUGUUUUGAUGCUAGCACAUUUAUUUUAAUGAAUGAGAAAAAGCCAACAUGGAUGUGUCCAACCUGUAAUAAACCUUGUUUGUAUGAUGAUAUACAAAUAGAAAAUUAUUUUUUGGAAGUUGUUUCAAGUCCAACACUCAAAGACUGCAGUAAGGAAAUUGAAAUUUUAGCUGAUGGCACAUGGAUAGUUUAUGAAGAAAAUAAAGAGACAAAAACCACAAAUAGUACUCCUGAUGCAAAAUUAAAACCUAUUGAUUCUGUGGAUUUAGAUAGCGAUGAAGAAAAAUCUGUUGAUAUGAAAGUAGAACAUAACCCUGAAACUGUCAAACGCCAAGAAAAUGAAAACUUGAACUUUGUCGAUUUGACAUUAAGUGACAGUGAAGAAGAACCACCAAAAGAAAAAGAUAAACAGGAAAAUGAGGCACAGGCCGCUGAUGCUAUACAACCAGUUGCUGUAGUUGAUUUAAAACCACAAGCUCAAGUACAGCCGCAACAAGCUGUUACUAGUUCUGAGCAAGGAGUAGUAAUUGAAAUAGACAGUCCAUCCCCUCCUUCAAGUCCUAUCCCUACCACUGAAGCCUCCUAAUUUUUAUUAUUAUUGCAAGUAAAACAAUUUUAAGAUAAUGUACUUUAAUAUUUUUAUGAUAUAUAAAUUAGCAUAUAAGAUAAAAUUAAUUCUUAAAAUGUUAUAUUUAAUAAAUAUUAAGAUAAUAAUAUAAUAAUAUUCUUUUUUUAUAUUAUUAUAAAUUAUUUAUUAUUUUAAUACAAUUUUAAUUUAAUAUAGUGACAACUGACAACGCACGCUCUGUAAAAUACUACUUAUGUCAGUGGUCUCUAACUCAAAUUAUCUACGAGCCUAUAUAUUAAUUAUACAUCAAAGGGUCGAGGGCAAAACACUUUUUUGCUCAUCUUAAUACUAAAUCCAAAAUAAACAAAAUAAAUGAAGACAGCA